This is a messenger RNA of Meloidogyne enterolobii, 672 nucleotides long. NCBI's taxonomy places the organism in Eukaryota, Metazoa, Nematoda, Chromadorea, Rhabditida, Meloidogynidae. The record is from the annotation of a GenBank genome assembly.
AUGUUAGUUCGGUUUGUAGUUGGUGGGCCCGUAAAGGAUGAGGAACAUAGUGAAAAAUUGGAAAAAAUACUAAUUAAAGAACAAGAACAAUAUGGGGAUUUAGUUCGUUACUUUAAUUUACCUGAAGGCUAUGAUCAAUUACAAUUUAAAACUGGUGCAUCUUUUCAAUGGCAACAGAAAUUUUGCCCUAAUGCAGAAUUUGUAAUGAAAAUUGACGAUGAUUCAAUUAUAGAUUUGAACAGAUUGGAUUUUUGGAUUGAGAAAAAAUUUAAAAAGCAAUUAAAAGAAGCCAAAACGAAGUUGGGUGUUUUUGGUUACAGCAUUAUUAAUACUCAGCCCAAAGUAUUUCCACAAAAAGAUUUGCCGCACUAUAUGCACGGAUCUGGAUAUAUUGUAACCGGUAAAGCAAUAACUGCUAUAAUGAAGGAGACAAUAGCGGCAUAUGCUAUUCAUAUUGAAGAUCUUCUUUGGAAUGGAAUUUUGGCUGAAAGAGGAAAUGUUGCUCGUUUUGAAGGGGGAAAUGAUCAUUUUCUUGAGGGAACUUUAGAAGAAAAGGAAAAAUGUGAAGAUGGACAACCUAUAAUUUUUUGUUUAUAUCAAGUGGCUCUCUCAAGUAUUAAAGCAUAUAAAGAAGAAUAUAAAAAAUUACAUGAGAUAAAAUGUCUAGAAUAA